Betta splendens (Siamese fighting fish) is the source of this 12853-nucleotide messenger RNA. It is a transcript of the gene dnah6, whose product is annotated as dynein, axonemal, heavy chain 6. Gene Ontology annotation, molecular function: ATP hydrolysis activity; dynein light intermediate chain binding; minus-end-directed microtubule motor activity. The record is from RefSeq and is a predicted model, not a curated record. NCBI's taxonomy places the organism in Eukaryota, Metazoa, Chordata, Actinopteri, Anabantiformes, Osphronemidae. The transcript is spliced from 86 exons. Bases 178 to 12660 code for a protein of 4160 amino acids. Gene Ontology annotation, biological process: microtubule-based movement. Gene Ontology annotation, cellular component: dynein complex.
AAACCGCAAACCUCAGCUUUAGCUUAACUCGACAACUUUUAACGCGGUUUCACAUUACGUUUUUUUAUUGUGACUAUAGUGUUAUAAAAAUAUUUUGAACAUGAGCAUUUGAUCUGGUAGGCAUUUUGAAUCACUAUUUUGCAGGGGUGCUGCUUGUCCACUCAGCUGAUACAAGCUAUGGAGUCUGCGUCUGCUCGAGCCUCUCUGCCCAGCCUCCCUGGCAAAAGAAAGGAAAAUGACAGCAAAGAGCAACUUCACAACCUCCUUGAAUCACAGCACUCCACCAUCAAACCAAGAACUACAGUCUAUGUAAACGACCCACAGGCUGUGCUGAAAAGAUGUGUGAUACGGAAGGAACCCAGUCUCAACCACCUAAAAGCCCGUGAAGAGAUGUUCUUUCCAGGGUGGUGCACUCAGUCACCUUCAUCUUCACAAACACAUCAGCCACCAGCUCUGCAAACAAAUAUGGCAGAGUCUGUGAGGAUACAAGCCAUGGACUCUGGGUCUACUAGAGCCUCUCUGCCCAGCCUCCAUGGCCAAAGCAGGGAAAGCCAGUCCAGAGAACGGCUUCACCAUGUCACUGACUUUAAAAUCAUACCAAGACCUCCAGUCCAUGUCAAAAAUCCACAGGUGGCACAGCAUGAAAACAAGCAUGAUUCUCUGCAUGGGCUCGGGAAAGAGUCCACCCACCAGGCAACUCUGCUGAAAAGACGUGUCAUACAGAAAGAACCAGUUCUCAAUGACCAAAAAACCCGUGGGCAGAUGUUCUUUCCAAAGUGGUACACUCCUUCAUCUUCAUCUCCACACACACAACAGCCUCACAAGCGCUACGAACAAGUGCCCGUCUACGUACCACCUCUGCAAACCACUACUAAGAAAGUGGUAUCUAACCCAGCUCUUCCCAGAAGGCCCUUUGCCAUUAAAAGCUGCGGACAGAUGCAUUCCGAAUUUCAGAAACAUGAGUUUAGUAAAAAUGACUAUUUGCUUGUCAGCAAUGGAGGCGUGUUAUCUGUGUGUGAGAAUGAGUAUGAUUUUAUAACCCAUGACCGUCUGGAAAAGGAGUAUGACUACCACUGCAAGAUCAUGAAUAUCCCGUUUUUUGCCAACUUUAAAAAAUGGAAACCCUUUUAUAUCUGGCGUGCUAAAGUUCGUGGAAAGAAAAUUCAAAUGGCCAGGAAAGCCCUUGAAAGGCAUCUAUUUAUUGUCAAUCAGUCCCUCAGACCUGCCCUGAUAGACAUCAGGAAAAUGUGCUAUCAAAUCAAUGACACAGGCUCCUGUCACUUGGAGAAGACGCACACUUACACGCUGCAGGAGUUUCAGGACACCAUUUCCCGACAAUUCCAAGAGGUAUUGAAUGACUUGCAAACAUUCCAAGACCUGGUAAAGGAGGUGACAAUUUCUGCCUGUCACUCUUUGUUGGAGCCUCCAUCAGAUAACUCAAAUGAUGAUACGGAAAAGAGAAUUAUCUUUCUAAUGGGCAAGACCUUUCUCACAGGUCGCAUUAAGUGCUUCAUUCGUCUUGUUGACUACUUGGUUGUUAACACCUUGCACGGCUUGGUGGUGAAUGCAGCAACUACACUAUUAGCAAUGCUUCACGACAAGAUAUGCCAAAUGCCUAGCCAUGCCACUAAACAAAGCUGGAACCAGGCCUGCAUAGCAUCCACUGGCCAUGCUGAUGAAAAGUCAGAAACUCCAACUCUUGGCCAACCUUUGUUCACGUCUGAGCUGAUGCUGGACAUAGAUGCUUUAACCUUCAAACCCACCGAAGAGAACUUUCAAGAGACUAUUACAGAGGUUACUGAACUGUUUAAGAACACUGUUAUGUCAGUCAGUACACUUACUGAUGAUCCCGACUUUGAUUCAGUGACACAUCCUGAAGAUGUUGAGAUAUCAAAUCAUGGACAAGAAAAGGGCCCUAGUGUGGAAUCCAUCAUAGAGUCUGAUGGCCAUCUUCAAAGUAUUAUUCAAAACAUCAAGGCAACAAUCCAAUUUGCCUUUGAUGCAGCAAAGGUUUAUUCACUCACGUUUGAGCCUUUCCGACUUUUCUAUAAAGAGAAUGAGAGUCUGCAUCUACAUGAGAUACAGCAACAGGAUCAUGGUUUGCCCUUCUUUGAGAAAGCAUUGGAGUUGUAUCACAAUGAGCAUAAGCAGGCCUUAGCCAUCCAGCAGACAACGAAUCUUGGUUUGCUCCUAGUGGAUCAAACGCAGUUGAAAGAGAAGCUUGUGUCUUCUCCUCUUCGCUGUCUAGAGGUCGUCAAUGAGAUGCUCACCCACCUGGCUAGGGCGAAGCUAGAUGCUGUCAUUGCAGAGGCUUGUGAAGCGCAGCUUAAGCUAGAGUUUUCUCCCUCUACUACAGAUGAGUUAGUCAACUCCCUAUUUUUCCUGGAUGAAAUACAAGAGAGGAUUACAGUCUUAGACAAAGAGCAAGAGACAGUAUGUCAGAUGUACAAUCUUAUUAACACAUACUCAAUUCCCACACCACCUGAGGACCUGGCUGUUUUUGCCAUUUUACAAUCCUGCAUUAAGUCAUUGUACAGCAUCAUUGAUAAGUCAGUGGCAGAGAGGGAUGCCAACAUGGACAAGUUUUGCACUUCCCUGAACAAGGACAUAAAGGAGUUGGAUACUCAGGUCAGGGGCAUUUAUCUUAAAUUACAGGAUCCACAAAUCAUAGACAUUAAUGCAGACUCCUCACAAGUGCUUCUGCUGCUGGAGGAGAUCCAGCAUUCCAUAGAGGGAUUGCAGGCCCAGGUUUCCACCUACAAUUCCUACCAGAAGAAAUUCAAGUUGGAGGUGACCAAGUUUAAAUACCUGGAGGAUUUAGUGGCAGAUUAUAGGCUGAAGCAGCUGUUGUGGAACUCUGUGGAAAAAUGGGACAUUGUACAGGAUGAGUGGCAGAAGAGUAUACUUCAGCAACUGGACCUGGAUCAGUUAAGCUCACAGGUCAACAAAUACAGCAAAUUUAUUAACCAGCUGGAGAAGGGUCUACCACGUAACAAUGUGGUGCCAUGUCUGAAGGAAAAAGUGGAAUUAAUGAAGCAGAGGCUGCCUGUGAUAACUGAUCUCAGCAACCCAUGCAUGAAGGCAGAACACUGGAAGAACUUGGAGUCUGUUGUAGGGGCAUCCCUCAAUGUGGAAGAGCUCACCGGGGCUGCUUUGGAUGAGCUUAAUGUUUUCUCCUAUGGAGUGGAGAUACAACAGGUGUCAGGACAGGCUUCAGGAGAGGCAUCAGUAGAAGCAAUUAUUGCAAAGGUGGAGGGUGUGUGGAAAACAACAAAAUUCACAGUUUUGUCUCACGGCGACUCCAAAGACGUCUUCAUCUUGGGAGGCACAGAUGAAAUCCAGGUACUCCUGGAUGAUAGUCUCAUCAGUGUGGGCACAGCAGCAUCUUCUCGCUACGUAGCUCCCAUUAAGCACAAGGUGGACAAAUUUCUGAGGCAACUCACCCUCUUCAACCAAACACUGGAUGAGUGGCUUACAUGUCAAAGGAACUGGCUAUACUUAGAGAGUAUCUUCUUGGCCCCAGACAUCAAGCGGCAGCUGCCUGCUGAGUCCAAGAUGUUCCUUAAGGUGGAUAAGUCCUGGAGGGAGAUCAUGGCAAAGGUCAAGAAAAUGCCCAAUGCUCUUAAAGCGGCCACACAGCCUGAUCUUUUGGAGACUUUUCAGCAUAAUAAUGCUCUUUUGGAUGAGAUACUAAAGUGUUUGGAAGCCUAUCUGGAAUCAAAGAGAGUAAUAUUUCCCAGGUUCUACUUUUUAUCAAAUGAUGAGCUCCUAAAGAUUUUGGCCCAGACAAGAAACCCUCAAGCCGUGCAGCCCCACCUCAGGAAGUGUUUUGAUGCAAUUACGCGGCUAGAGUUUGCACUGUUACAUGAAGAACCCUCAGGUGCCACAGGAGCUAUUCUGAAUGCUGGAGAACAGACGACUAUUUACAGCAAUGAUAUUCUGUAUAUGAUCUCUCCUGAAGGCGAGAAGGUGGGUUUGACUAAAGGUCUGAAGGCACAAGGUAAUGUGGAAGAUUGGCUCUGUAAUGUAGAGGAGGCUAUGUUUUUGUCACUGCAUCGCCUCAGCAAAGCUGCUAUCGUAGACUACCAGGUGAAGUCUAGGGAGGAGUGGGUGGUGUCUGGACAUCCAUCGCAGGUUGUGUUGACUAUCUCCCAGUUGAUGUGGUGCAGAGACAUGGAUGCAUGUCUGGAAGGAGACCAUAACCAUUUUGCUGCCUUGGAGCAGUUUGAAUUGAAAAACUUUGAUAGGCUGAAUUCACUUGCUGCACUAGUAAGAGGACAGCUCCCGACUUUACAUCGGAACAUCAUCACUGCCCUCAUCACCAUUGAUGUUCAUGCCAGAGACAUUGUCACAGAUCUAGUUCGACAGAAGGUGGACAACAAGUCUAACUUUGAAUGGCAAAGACAACUACGCUACUAUUGGGACCUGGACUUGGACAACUGUCUAGCCACAAUGGCUCUGUCAACAUAUACUUAUGGCUAUGAAUACUUGGGAGCAUGUCCUAGGCUUGUUAUUACACCACUUACGGAUCGUUGCUACCUUUGUCUGAUGGGAGCACUCCAAUUGGACUUGGGAGGUGCUCCAGCUGGUCCAGCCGGAACAGGCAAAACAGAGACCACCAAAGACCUGGCUAAGGCCCUGGCCAUACAGUGUGUGGUGUUCAACUGCUCUGAUGGUCUUGAUUACAAGAUGAUGGGUCGCUUCUUUAGUGGUCUUGCCCAGUCUGGAGCUUGGUGCUGUUUUGAUGAAUUUAACCGAAUAGACAUUGAAGUGUUGUCUGUUAUAGCUCAGCAACUAAUAACCAUACGGAAUGCUAAAGCUGCAAAGCUGUCAAGGUUUCAAUUUGAGGGCCGUGAGAUCAAGCUAGUGAUGACAUGUGCUGCAUUCAUCACCAUGAACCCAGGCUAUGCUGGCAGAACAGAGCUACCUGACAAUCUUAAAGCUCUCUUUAGACCCAUAGCAAUGAUGGUGCCAAACUAUGCACUCAUUGCCGAGGUGAUUUUGUACUCUGAGGGAUUUGAGUCCAGUAAGAUCCUAGCAAGGAAGAUGACCCAAAUGUACAAACUGUGCUCUGAGCAGCUUUCCCAGCAGGACCACUAUGACUUUGGCAUGAGAGCCGUCAAGUCUGUCCUGGUCAUGGCUGGAUCUCUAAAACGGGAUAACCCCAACCUUACUGAAGACGUGGUUCUCAUCAGAGCAUUGAGGGAUUCCAACCUCCCAAAGUUCCUCACUGAGGAUGCAGUGCUUUUUGGUGGUAUCCUGUCUGACCUGUUUCCUGGUGUGUGCAUCCCUGAGCAUGAUUAUGGUGUGCUACACUCCACCAUCCUGGAGUCUCUGAUUAAGCGAAAAAUGCAGCCACUUCCAGCCAUGACCAAGAAGGUGAUUCAGCUUUAUGAGACCAUGUUAGUGCGUCAUGGUGUGAUGUUGGUAGGUCCAACUGGUGGGGGAAAGACCACUGUCUACACCAUCCUUGCAGACACACUCGAGGCCCUCCAUCGCACGGGGCAUACAGCUAACAACCCCUUUUAUCAGCCUGUCAAGACCUAUGUUCUCAACCCCAAAUCUGUCACAAUGGGGGAGCUCUUUGGAGAGGUUAACACACUAACACUAGAGUGGCGUGAUGGGCUGAUGGCUUUGAGCGUCCGUGAUGCAGUUAGUGACACAAGUGACGACCACAAAUGGGUGAUUUGCGAUGGACCAGUCGAUGCUCUGUGGAUUGAGAACAUGAACACAGUGCUAGAUGACAACAAGAUGCUCUGUUUGGCUAACAGUGAGCGUAUCAAGCUUACUCCAUCCAUACAUAUGCUGUUUGAGGUCCAGGACUUGGCUGUGGCUUCUCCAGCCACAGUCAGCCGCUGUGGCAUGGUAUAUAUUGAUCCCGAUGAGCUUAAGUGGAUCCCUUAUGUGCAGACAUGGAUCAGUGGACUUGGAGACAAGCUCCCAGACCCAGUGCGCCAGUACCUGCUGGAGCUAUUUGAUCAAUAUGUUGAGAAUGGCCUCCAGUUUGUGUUAAAGCAUUGUUCUCAGGCCAUUCACCAGGUGAACAUAAGUAAAGUUUCCACUCUGUGCUCCCUGCUGGAGGCAUUGCUGCUGGGGAAAGGAAGCCCAGACUUUAAAAUGGAUCCCAAGACUCUUAACUGUGUAUUAUGCCAGACCUUCAUAUUCUGCUACCUAUGGGCAAUAGGUGGCAACCUAAUGAAUUCUUAUUGGGAUGCUUUUGACUCAUUUGUGACAGAGCAGUUUAAAGACAACAGCGAUGCUAAGCUCCCAAAACAUGGCACCCUGUGGAGUGUAUAUAUGAACAUGCACCAACAGCGUUUGGACCCUUGGGAGAAAGUAAUUCCCCCAUUUGAGUACAACAGAGAGCAGCCCUUUUUUGAGAUGUUGGUUCCUACCACAGACACUGUCCGCUAUGGCUACUUGAUGGAGAAGCUGCUAUCUGUGCGACGGUCUGUGCUUUUUACUGGAGAUACCGGAGUUGGAAAGUCAGUGAUAGCCCGAGGCCUUCUUAACAGUAUCCAAGAAGAAGCAGGAUACCUUCCAGUCUACAUCAACUUUUCAGCUCAGACCUCCUCUGCCCGCACACAGGAGAUUAUUGAGUCUAAACUGGAAAAAAAAAGGAAAAAUGUCCUUGUUGCUCCUGGAAAUAAGACAUUGGUGGUGUUUGUAGAUGACCUGAACAUGCCCAAGCUGGAUAGCUAUGGCUCACAGCCCCCAAUAGAACUUCUGCGUCAGUUCCAGGACUUUAUUGGCUUCUAUGACAGAUACAAAUUCUUCUGGAAGGAGAUCCAGAAAAUGACCAUUGCAGCUGCAUGUGCACCUCCAGGAGGCGGACGCAACCCAGUGACCCCCCGAUUCAUUCGGCACUUCAGCAUGUUGUGUCUACCCACACCGUCAGAACACAGCCUCAAACAGAUAUUCAAAGCCGUUAUGAAUGGUUUCCUCUGUGAGUUUUCUGAGGCAGUGAAGGACUGUGCUGGACCGAUUGUGGAUGCAGCCGUGGAGAUUUACAACCGUUUGAGUGUGGAUCUGCUGCCCACUCCAGCUAAGUCACACUAUGUUUUCAACCUUCGAGACCUCUCCAAGUGUGUCCAAGGGAUGCUGCAGUGUGAUUCAAGUCAAGUAAGAGACAAGAACCAGGUGUUCCGUCUUUUCUGUCAUGAAUGUCAGCGGGUGUUCCAUGAUCGACUUAUCAACAACCAAGAUAAGACUUAUUUCAACACUGUCAUCUCUGAAAUGGCCAGGCAAUACUUCAGCAUUGACUUAGAGCCCUCAUACUUUCUGACUAAGCCCAUAAUAUUUGGAGAUUUUAUGAAGGUGGGUGCAGACAAAGAAGAACGUCAGUAUGAGGAUUUGACAGACAUGAAUAAGAUUCAGGCUGUGCUCCAGGACUACCUUGAUGAUUACAACAUGACCUUUUCCAAGGAGACCAGGCUGGUCUUUUUUCAGGAUGCCAUUGAGCAUGUCUCCAGGAUUGCUCGUAUGAUUCGCCAGGAGAGAGGCAAUGCCCUGUUAGUAGGAGUGGGAGGUACAGGCAAACAGUCGCUCACUCGGUUGGCAGCCCAUAUGUGUGGCUACCGCUGCUUUGAAAUUGAACUCAGCCGUGGAUAUAACUAUGACAGCUUCCAUGAAGACUUGAGGAGACUCUACAAGAUGGCUGGUGUGGAGGGCAAAGAUAUGGUUUUCCUCUUUACAGACACUCAGAUAGUGGUGGAGGAGUUCUUAGAGGAUAUCAACAACAUGCUGAAUUCGGGUGAGGUGCCCAACCUUUUUGAGAAAGAUGAGCUGGAGCAGGUGCUAGCCGCCACCCGCCUUAAAGCCAAGGAGGCUGGAGUCAAUGAGGAUAACAGGGAUGAGGUUUUCCAGUAUUUUAUUUCUCGUGUACGGGAAAAGUUACACAUUGUUUUGUGUAUGAGUCCCGUGGGUGAUUCCUUUAGGUCCCGGUGCCGCAUGUUUCCUUCACUCGUCAACUGCUGCACCAUUGACUGGUUUGUUCAGUGGCCUCGUGAGGCCCUGCUCUCUGUCUCACAAGCCUUCUUCCAAAAUGUGGAGUUUGGCAAUGAGGAGCUGAAGCAGAACUUCUCAACCAUGUGUGUGGAAAUUCAUGUUAGUGUGACUGAUAUGGCUGAGCGCUUCUACUCGGAGCUGAGACGGCGAUAUUAUACCACACCCACCUCCUACCUGGAGCUCAUCAACCUCUACCUGAGCAUGUUAGAUGAAAAGAGACAACAUUUAAUUUUAGCCAGAGAUCGCGUGAAGAACGGCUUGACCAAACUUUUGGAGACCAAUGUGCUUGUAGAUGAAAUGAAAGUAGACCUGUCUGCUUUGGAGCCAGUCCUUAAACAAAAGUCCAUAGAUGUUGAUGCCCUCAUGGAGAAACUCACUGUUGACCAGGAAAGGGCUGACAAGGUGCGGAACAUAGUAAAAGAAGAUGAAGCUUUGGCCAAGUUCAUGGCUGAAGACACUCAGGCCAUAGCAGAUGAUGCCAAGAGGGACCUGGAUGAGGCUCUGCCAGCUCUAGAAGGUGCCAAUCAGGCCCUCAAUUCUCUUGACAAAGCUGACAUCUCUGAGAUCAAGGUGUUUACCAAACCCCCAGAUCUGGUCAUGACCGUUAUGGAGGCUGUCUGCAUCCUGCUUAACUGCAAACCAGACUGGCCCAGUGCCAAGCAAAUCCUGGGGGAUGCCAAUUUUCUCAAGCGACUGACAGACUAUGACAAGGACAAUAUCAAGCCUCAAAUCCUGCAGAAACUGCAUAAAUACAUCCACAAUCCUGAUUUCAUACCCGAAAAGGUGGAGAAAGUAUCGAAAGCCUGCAGAUCAAUGUGCUUAUGGGUCAGAGCCAUGGACCUUUAUUCCAGAGUCCUAAAAGAAGUUGGCCCUAAGAGAGAAAAGCUGGCUAAAGCACAGGUGGAACUGGACAUGACAAUGGCAACCCUCAAGGAAAAACAGGGAAAGCUUCAAGAGGUGGAGAGCCAGAUAAAGGUCCUCCAGGAGCAGUUUAAAAAAAGUGUAACUGAGAAAGAGGAUUUAGUAAACACCAUGGCUUUGACACAAGCUCGCUUGACAAUGGCAGGGAAGCUAACUUCUGCUCUAGGAGAUGAGCAAGUACGCUGGGAGGAAAGUGUGGCCCAGCUCGAGCAGGAAAUCAUCAAUGUUGUAGGGAAUGUCUUUAUUGCAGCUGCCUGUGUGGCUUACUGUGGUGCCUUCACUUCCCAUUAUAGACAGCUGCUAAGUGAGAAGUGGAUUCUACAGUGCCAGGAGCUGAAUAUUCCCAUUAGCUCCAACUUUAGCCUGCUCAAGAUUCUGGGUGACCCCUUUGUCAUUCGCCAGUGGAAUUCAGAGGGACUGCCUCGUGACACUGUUUCUACAGAAAAUGGGAUCCUGGUGACUCAGGGUCGCCGCUGGCCUCUUAUGAUCGACCCCCAGGAUCAGGCCAACCGAUGGAUCCGCACCAAGGAGGCCAAAAAUGGUCUAAAAGUGAUUAAGUUGACAGACCCAAGUUUUCUUCGUGUUCUAGAAAAUGCUAUACGCAUGGGCAUGCCUUUACUACUGGAAGAGUUGAAAGAGACCUUAGAUCCAGCAUUGGAGCCUAUCCUUCUAAAGCAGACAUUUGUAUCUGGUGGACGGACAUUGAUCAGACUGGGAGACUCAGAUAUUGACUAUAAUAAAAAUUUCAGGUUCUAUAUGACCACCAAGAUGGCCAACCCACACUAUCUGCCUGAGGUGUGCAUCAAAGUUACAAUCAUUAAUUUCACUGUAACUAAGUCUGGCUUGGAGGACCAACUGCUCAGUGAUGUGGUGCGCCUGGAAAGUCCACAUCUCGAGGAACAGAGGAAUGAGCUCAUCGUGCGCAUCAAUGCUGACCGCAAUCAAUUGAAAGAUAUUGAGGACCGCAUUCUCAAGCUUCUCUUCACCUCUGAGGGGAACAUACUGGACAAUAAAGAGUUAGUUCUUAUUCUCCAAGAAUCAAAGCUGACAUCAGAAACCAUAAAGCAACGCUUGGAAAAAGCAGAAGCCACAGAGCACAUGAUCAACUCAGCCAGGGAGCGCUACAGACCUGUGGCCACCCGGGGCUCAGUCCUGUACUUUGUCAUUGCCAGUCUCUCUGAGAUUGAUCCUAUGUAUCAGUUCUCUCUCAAGUACUUCAAACAACUCUUUAACUCCACAAUUGAGACAUCAGAGAAGAGCAGCAUAUUGGAAGAGCGUCUCCAGAUUUUGCUGGAUCAGAUCUUGCUCAAUUCCUACAUCAAUGUGUCUCGUGGCCUUUUCGAGCAGCACAAGCUCAUCUAUAGCUUCAUGCUAUGUGUAGAGAUUAUGAGACAGCAAGAUGAGAUCUCCGAUGCUGAGUGGCAAUACUUCUUAAGAGGAUCUGCUUCUUUGGAAAAGGACUAUGCAGAACGGCCAGAUGUACCAUGGCUAAGUGAUUUUUACUGGCAGACGUGUUGUGAGCUGGAGGACACACUGCCGUGCUUCAAGGACAUCUCCAAGGAAAUGACAAGAACCCAUAUCCACAUCAGACUAGGACGUUUUCAGUCAUCUAUCAAUCCAGAGGUAUGGAAAGACUAUGUGUCUGAGGAAGCACCUCCUGGGGAAUCCAAAGAAGAGAAGAAGGAGGGAGGGGUCACAGGUUACUGGAAUGAGAAGCUGGGCACCUUCCAGAAGUUAGUCCUCGUCAAGAGUUUCAUAGAAGAGAAGGUGGUGUUUGCAGCAACAGAGUUUGUGAUUGUUAAUCUAGGGAAGCAUUUUGUGGAAAACCCUCCCGUGGACCUGGCAAAUCUUUACAGCGACAUGUCCCCCUCAACGCCACUGGUCUUUAUUCUUAGCACAGGGUCCGAUCCCAUGGGUGCCUUCCAGCGCUUUGCAAAGGAAAGAGACUGUCUUGACAGAGUUGUGUCGAUCUCACUGGGUCAAGGCCAGGGUCCAAUAGCUGAGAAAAUGAUCCAUUCAGCACUGAAGAAUGGCAACUGGGUUUUCUUGCAAAACUGUCAUUUAGCUGUCUCAUGGAUGUUAUCGAUGGAGGAGCUCAUCAAGACCUUUGCUGAGCCUGAGACAUCAAUCCAUGAGAACUUUCGUUUGUUUCUAAGCUCCAUGCCUACCAAAGUAUUUCCUGUAACAGUGCUCCAAAACUCUGUCAAGGUGACUAAUGAGCCUCCUAAAGGUCUGCGAGCCAACAUGCGACGAGCCUUCACGGAGAUCUCCAGCAAUUUCUUUGAAGACAAUAUUCUGGGGCGAUCAUGGAGAAAGCUAAUUUUUGGAAUCUGUUUUUUCCAUGCAGUUAUUCAGGAGCGUAAGAAGUUUGGUCCUCUGGGCUGGAACAUCCCUUAUGAGUUUAAUGAUAGUGACAGGGAGUGUGCUCUGCUUAAUCUGAACCUCUACUGCAAAAAUGGCACCAUCCCCUGGGAUGCUCUUACCUAUAUUACUGGUGAGAUCACAUAUGGAGGCAGAGUGACAGAUGCUUGGGACCAACGCUGCCUCAGGGCUAUCCUUAAAGGGUUCUUUUCCCCUAAAACCCUGGAGCCCGGCUACACCUUUACCUCAUCAGGUAUCUACUAUGCACCAGAUACAGAUAAUCUAGAGGAAUAUAAGAACUAUAUCGAGAGUCUUCCCAUCAUAGACAAUCCUGAGGUCUUUGGCAUGCAUGAGAAUGCUAAUUUGACUUUCCAGCGCCAAGAAACCAUGACACUGAUCAACACAAUACUGGAUGUUAACCCUCGCUCUUCUGCCCAUUCUGGAGCUAAAAGCAAUGACGAGAUGGUCUGCGAGUUGGCUGAAUCUAUACUAGCCAAGCUACCUGAGCACCUGUGCAUGGAAGAGGCUAUUGAAACUUUGCUUGUACGGGAUGGAAACGGCCGCCUUAACUCCCUCACAACUGUGCUGGGUCAAGAAGCACAUCGAUUUAACAACCUGCUGAGGGUCCUUAAGGUGUCUCUUGUCACUCUGCAAAAGGCCAUAGCUGGUCUAUUGGUGAUGUCUGAGGAGAUGGACUGCAUGUACACCAGUUUCCUUAACAACCAGGUCCCCACUCAUUGGGCAAGCUCUGCUUACCCCUCUCUCAAACCACUGGCUUCUUGGGUCAAGGACUUGGUUCUCAGAAUCACAUUCAUUCAGACUUGGAUCACACGUGGUCAGCCCAAAUCUUUCUGGAUUUCAGGAUUCUUCUUUCCUCAGGGCUUUCUUACUGGAGUCCUUCAGAAUCAUGCCAGACACUACAGUUUACCCAUCGAUGAGCUGAACUUUCGCUUCAACGUGGUGCCUGCAUACAGAGACCAAGCAGCAGUGUGUGAGGCGCUGCACACUCUACCCAACAAUGCAGUACUGGAAAUGGACAAGGAGUUACCAGAGCCAGAGGACGGCGUGCUGGUGCACGGCAUGUUCAUGGAUGCCAGUCGCUGGGACGAUGAGCACAUGGUGAUUGAGGACGCGCUGCCUCGAGUGAUGAACCCCAUGCUGCCAGUGGUGCACUUUGAACCCCAGCGGGGUUACGUGUCUGAGCCUGACCUGUACGCGGCCCCACUGUACAAGACCUCAGCGAGAGCUGGGACCCUGUCCACCACUGGUCACUCAACAAAUUUUGUUGUGACAGUAAUGCUUCCCUCAAAGCGACCCAGCGACUAUUGGAUAUCAAAAGCCUCUGCUCUCCUUUGCCAGUUGAAUGAUUAAGUUUUUAUUCAAGGCCAAAAAGUGAAUUUUCGAUGUGCCUGGAACACAUACAAUACGUCUAUAGUAUGCACUAUUCUAAAUUAACUUGGUGUCUUUGGUGGCAUUAUUUAUAAAGAUGUUCACAGACACAGUUUAUGCUGAAAGUUCUUUUUUUUCACAUACACUCUAAUAAAUAUUUCUGUGCCAUCCCUGA